Aphanomyces astaci is the source of this 581-nucleotide messenger RNA. RefSeq lists its product as hypothetical. Bases 85 to 441 code for a protein of 118 amino acids. The transcript has a single exon. NCBI's taxonomy places the organism in Eukaryota, Oomycota, Saprolegniomycetes, Saprolegniales, Verrucalvaceae. The record is from RefSeq and is a predicted model, not a curated record.
GACCCACUGUCACAUCGCAUUGAGCAUGGCCCCAAGCGCUUCGUAGCGGGCUUCCAGGCCCGCGUCCCCGUCGGUCCGUCGCCGAUGAUCCUUUCCCUGUGGGAACAACUGAGAUCCACCGUUUCGUUGACCGGCAAGCAAGCGUACGGCGUGUAUCGCGACUUCAACGCCGACGUGUACACGUACGUGGCGGCGGUGGACGUGGACGAAGGCGCGGCCUUGCCGGACGGAUGGGUCGCCGUGGAGAUCCCCGCGCAUGACUUCGCCGUGUACGACCACGGCGGCCCCCUCGCGACCAUCGGCGACCACUGGAACGCCAUCACAACGUCGGGCCAAGUCACACACGACUAUUCGGUGCCGAGCUUGGAGGUGUACCCCCUCGACUUUAAAGAAGGACACGCUUUGACCCUGUGGCUGCCAAUUGUGACGUCGGCGACUUAGCUGCUGCUACUACCGCAUCGUUCUUGAUCUUUGUCGUUCGUUGCAGGACAUUCCCACGACUUCUAGCAACUGUACAGAAGUACCUAGACGACACGAGAAUGAUAAUGCAAGUGGAAUGGCCAUAGUUACGGCAGUUAGAC